Eucalyptus grandis is the source of this 1832-nucleotide messenger RNA. RefSeq names its product cyclase-like protein 2. Gene Ontology annotation, molecular function: arylformamidase activity. The record is from RefSeq and is a predicted model, not a curated record. Bases 206 to 1543 code for a protein of 445 amino acids. Lineage: Eukaryota; Viridiplantae; Streptophyta; Magnoliopsida; Myrtales; Myrtaceae. The transcript has 8 exons.
UCUCACCUCUCAACUUCAUAUACUAUUUCAUGGUAUUCCCACAUGACAAGUGUAACCGGGACGAUAUUGGCUCUGCCCCUGUGCAGCAUCUAAUCCUAUUCUGUCUUUGCAAGAACUAGAGCAUUUUGUUCCGCAGACCCUUUUUUCUUCAGGGCACAGAGAGUCGGAGAGCUUUGUACAGAGCUCUAGAACGUGGCCCAAAACAAUGAACUGCACACUCCACCGCCUCCUCCUGUCAUCCACCACCCUCGCCCUCAUCGUUUUCCAUGUUGCCGCCUCCCUCUCUGCCUAUCCCGUGGUUCCGGGUGCCGACACCGGCGAGUGCUCGGUCCCCGCCGGCGAAAAUCUGGUUCCGGUGCGCCGAGAAGUGUAUGGUAAUGGCAGGAUCAUCGACAUCACGCAUAGGCUCACAUCGGACCUGCCGUCCUACGAAUCGAUGGGGAGCUUGGGGCAGUUCCUUUGGCUUGCUUUCAGCAUGAAGAAUGGAUCGCUGACCAACAACUCCGAGAUGAAGCUUCCUGCUCACACGGGCACGCACGUGGAUGCUCCUGGGCAUGUGUAUGAUCAUUACUAUGAAGCGGGGUUCGACGUGGACACGCUAGACUUGGAAGUUCUUAACGCGACCAAUCGUUCCCUCUGGACCAGACUCCAUUUCGCAAGUACAAAACGGGCUCAGCUUUCUCCAACUUCCUCAUUCUUGAAAAAAGCUAACACAAUGAGCGGUAGAAACCGUUGCAUCCCCCUAUUACUACUACUAUCGAGCAUUUAUGCUCUCGCCGCGGCCUCCCUUGAUGCCUAUCCUUCUGUUCCUGGCCUCGAUGCUGGGGGCUGCUCCGUCCCCACUGGCGAAAAGAAUGAGAAUCUACUCUUGAUGCGAGUGUUUGGCAAUGGAAGGAUCAUUGACAUCACGCAUAGGAUCACGCCAGACUUACCCGCGUUCGACACUGAAGAGAGCUUGGGACAAUUCCUCUGGCUACUCCUCAGCAUGAAGAACGGCUCCAUCGCAAAUUUCUCGGAGAUCAAGCUUUCUGCUCACACAGGCACCCAUGUCGACGCUCCCGGGCAUGUAUUUGAUCACUAUUACGACGCUGGGUUCGACGUGGAUAGCCUAGAUUUGGAAAUUCUCAAUGGUCCAGCUUUGUUGGUUGAUGUUCCGAAGGAUAAGAAUCUCACAGCUGAAGUAAUGGAGUCUCUACAUAUUCCCAAGGGUGUGAGACGGGUGUUCUUCAGGACCCUAAAUACUGACAGGCGGCUUAUGUACAAAAAGGAAUUUGACACAAGCUAUGUGGGAUUCAUGAGAGAUGGAGCAAAAUGGUUGGUAGAGAACACAGACAUUAAACUUGUUGGAAUUGAUUACCUGUCUGUUGCUGCAUAUGAUGAUUUGAUUCCAUCCCAUCUUGUCUUCCUUGAAAGCCGGGAAAUUAUUCUUGUUGAGGGCUUGAAACUCGAAGAUGUCCCUGCAGGAGUAUAUACUGUCCAUUGUCUGCCUUUGAGAUUGCUGGGUGCAGAAGGAUCACCUAUAAGAUGCAUCCUCAUCAAAUAACUUCUUUGAGAGAGUAGAAGCCUUCCAAAGCGCCAGGUGAGAGAGGUCAUUGCACGCACGUUCUCCUCAGAAUUCAGAUGUACUUUGACCGGACAGAUUUGCAGAGGAAUUGGAACUUUAGCGGUCAUGUGAAUAUGUUUAAUUAUUGCUAUAGACAAAACAGAGGCUAUGGUUUUGUUUACAAAAAUAAUGUCACGCUUCCAAAAUAAGAUUCGUCUGGAUUGUUUCCCGUGUUUUGCAUUUCAGUUACUAUAGAGCUGCAGGCUAUUUCAGUUCGUUUGAGCAUAUU